AUGUCGAACACGAAAUACGCCCCAGAGAUUGAUGAUGCGAAACCGCCGUGCUCAGAUACCCCCUACAAACCGGCUGAAGAAUGGCCCGCUCAACCCGCAGAAAGAGCAUACUACCAACGCGACAACGUGUUCAUGAAGCGGAGUUUACGACCAAGCGAGUUCAUCACGAACUUGGAAGGUACGGUCCAUAUCCCUCGACGAGCGAAGGAAUUGCUUCAGAACGAGGCCGCAUCGCUACGGUUGGUUCGAAAUGCCGGCAUUCCGGUUCCUACCGUCUAUGGUGCAUUCGAAGUCAAUGACUCGUUUUUCCUAAUCACGGAAUAUAUCGAACGCAUAUCUAUGAGAGACCUAACGGAUGAUCAGAAGGAAGUCGUACGGGCUGAAAUUGAUCAACAUCUUGCUAUGCUUCGAGUGCUUAGAUCUUGUGAACUUGGAGGACCUUCGGGAAUCGUGUUGCCGCCGUAUAGAGUAAUGGAAUGCACAGAUAAAGAUGCUUGGUCACUGCGACCAUCCGGAAGUGAUGAAUAUGUAUUUUGUCACAAUUACCUCACUCACUCCAACAUUAAUGUCGACCCAGUGUCCUUGCUUGGGAGUAUGCUGGUUUCGUACCUGAUAUCUUCGAAGGGCAUUUCUACAAGCGGACUGGAACCAGGACCACCCUGUCAGUGGCUUUAG
Penicillium atrosanguineum is the source of this 675-nucleotide messenger RNA. RefSeq names its product Histone-lysine N-methyltransferase set9. The transcript has a single exon. The record is from RefSeq and is a predicted model, not a curated record. Bases 1 to 675 code for a protein of 224 amino acids. Lineage: Eukaryota; Fungi; Ascomycota; Eurotiomycetes; Eurotiales; Aspergillaceae.